AUGCGAAUGGAGGGAUCGGGACAGGCACGGACCGCCUGCCCGGCGCAACCAAACCGCGCCACGCAACCGCGCCAGCAUCCCAGCGCCCUGUUCGCCAGAGGCAGCAGGAAAGCGCUCAGAAGUCCUCAGAGAUCGUCCAGUAAAACGAGAGAAAGGAAGCAUCCCUUCGCCCUGUACGGGUGGGGGGAGCGGCAGACGGACACAGGGAGCCAAAGAACACACAACGUCUGUGCUUCCGCGCCCGUGCACGAGAUUCACGAGUCGGCGUUACGGGCCAAGAACAGGAGGCAGGUGGAAAAGAGGCGGCUGGUGGCUCAGAGGCAGCGGGCGCACUCGGUGGACGUGGAGAAGAGCCGGAGGGCCAAGCCGGCCGCCUCGGAGAGCCCGUGGGUCACCGAAUACAUGCGAUGCUACUCGGCCCGCGCGUGACGGGGAGGCCGCCGGCACCGCCUCCUUGAGAAGCAUCAAUAAAAGAGAACAAACUAUCCAAACCGCCAACAUCAGAAGGACCAGGACGUGGGUGUGAGAAACCAGCCCCUGGUGCCAGGUUCCUUAGGGGGUUCCCAAGCGAUGCUGCCCUUUGGGGGCGCCCCGGGCCCCGGCCCGGGCAGCAGGCGACCGCGAAGCCAUCGACGUUUGCUUCUUGACAAGAGAACUCCCUACGUCUUUGCUCUCCCUGUGAGGGUUUCGUCUCAGAGCAUCUUAAUCUUUUCAGACGUCGACACCCAAUGCCUUUAAAAUGGCUAGAGAUGCUUCAUAGUCGGUAUUUUUUCCCGGGAGUUUGGGGCAUUCGUCCCGGCCUGAACAGCUUUUCCAGAUUCCACGGUCGAUCCUUCCGUCGUCGGCAUCAGACUCCGGUCCUGGCCCGCAGCUGCGUGAGCCAGUGUCACGUCCACGGGAGUCUCGGCACGAACGUGGAUCCGCGUGUCACGCAGCUGGGACCUGCGUUGUGUUUCGGGUCAGCGCUGCAGGCGGCUGUGAUCGCGACGAGCUUCCUGGGCUCGGGGACGGUCCUCUGUCCUCCUCAAGCCACCGCGUGGGCACCUGUCAUUUCGCAGGUCAGAUGCGUUCCAGGGUGCGGAGCGGACGCGGGCGUGUCCUGGGAGUCAGACCGUGGUGUCAUUUUUCUUUUUUAUUGUGCGAUUUUCCUGGAGCGUCUGGUGAGGAACCGGUCCGUGCGGCGGGCACACGCGCCGGCGGACCCUCUCUCCUGUGACCGUGGCAUUCAGGACGGCCUGGAAUCCCAGGGAGCAAACCGAGCCGGUCUUGCUUGCUCGUGGGGGGUGAGGGGCCGUGAGCCAGGUGCCCCCCGAACUUCUCGACUUUUCCCUCCACGGAGCUCACCGAUGGCCAAGCGUGACCGUGGGCACAUGCAGGCUCCGGUUGGAAUCCAUUCCUAGCCAGCAGGUCCCAUGCAGAACUGUGUGUGGGUGCACGUGGGAGGCUGUGUAGGGAUGAAGGGCUCCGUCUCGCAGUCCACUUGCUUUUGGGGAAGAAAGAGUGGUUUUAAGAAACCCUGGUUCCCACCCGGCGGAGCGUCUACGGGAAGGAGGUGCUGAAUCCCGUGGACGAGGGGAGACGUGUGCCUGGCCAGCCGGGCGCCUGGAGGGUGUGAAGGCGAAGCUGGUGUUGGGUGCGAGGUGGAGCGUUUCCCUGGUACUUCUCUCCUCUGGGUCUUUACAGGAUGAUGCUCUUUAGAACACAAGUGUGUCUUAUUCCACAUGAAAUCUUCACAUGAUGAUGUCGACUGACAAUGGUGUUAAGCUUUGGAAACUCCUACAGAAGGGCCAGGAGCUUUUAUUUAUUUUUUAAAAAAGACUUUGAAGCCGGUGUGCGGCGUUUUGAGGGGAGUCACCGGGCGGAGAGCGCUCCUGCUCAGUGAGGUGUGAAUUGAACAGGAGGAGGCUCCUGGGGUCCGGCGCGGCCCUGCGAGGGG
This is a messenger RNA of Myotis lucifugus (little brown bat), 1936 nucleotides long. RefSeq names its product centriole, cilia and spindle associated protein (gene CCSAP). The transcript is spliced from 3 exons. Gene Ontology annotation, cellular component: ciliary basal body; cytoskeleton; axon. Bases 1 to 429 code for a protein of 142 amino acids. Gene Ontology annotation, molecular function: microtubule binding. NCBI's taxonomy places the organism in Eukaryota, Metazoa, Chordata, Mammalia, Chiroptera, Vespertilionidae. The record is from RefSeq and is a predicted model, not a curated record. Gene Ontology annotation, biological process: regulation of mitotic spindle assembly.